This is a messenger RNA of Toxotes jaculatrix (banded archerfish), 2260 nucleotides long. RefSeq names its product nerve growth factor b (beta polypeptide) (gene ngfb). The transcript is spliced from 3 exons. The record is from RefSeq and is a predicted model, not a curated record. The coding region runs from base 299 to 904 and encodes 201 amino acids. Lineage: Eukaryota; Metazoa; Chordata; Actinopteri; Toxotidae. Gene Ontology annotation, molecular function: nerve growth factor receptor binding; growth factor activity. Gene Ontology annotation, biological process: positive regulation of collateral sprouting; negative regulation of neuron apoptotic process; nerve growth factor signaling pathway.
AAGACUGUUUGGGAUAAUUGACAAAGAAUUUGUUCUUCCCCUCCCUGGCAUCCUGUGGAAUUGAACACAAACUGGAAUAUAUAUCAGUAAUCCUCAGGAGUCUCUCGUCAGUGGAGAGAAGAGAAAGCUUUUGCAGAGCACCGAAGAGGGGAUACAGAGGAGGGCAGAGGUGUGCUAGAUGGGGGCCACAGCCGGGCCUGAUGGCAGGAGCCCAGAACACAGCGAGCUCUAAUCACAUCCUCUAGGAGCCUCAGAGGUGCUACAGUUCACGUGGAGACACUGAAAAGGUUGUGUGCCCAUGAGGUCGUCCAUGCUGGUCCUGUUCCUCUUCUUCAGUGCCCAGGCUGUGGCCUCCAUUGGAGAGGACUCGUGUACCGCCACGACGGCACAGCAGCAGGAUCCAGUCGACAGCCGCAACCCCAUCCCCACAGUGGACCCCAAACUCUUCAACAAGCGCCACUACCUCUCACCCAGGGUGCUCUUCAGCUCACAGCCCCCUGAUGCGGAGCCGGCAGCGACUCAGGGUGCCGGCAGAAGGACCCGCCGGCGAGCAGGGCAGCCUCAGCACCGUGGGGUGUACUCAGUGUGCGAGAGCAUCAGCGUCUGGGUUGGCAACAAGACCAAGGCCACGGACAUCUCGGGCAACGAGGUGACAGUGCUGCCAGACGUGAACAUCAACAAUGUCAACAAGAAGCAGUACUUCUUCGAGACCACGUGUCACAGCGCGCGCUCAGGCGGCUCAGGCUGUUUGGGAAUCGACGCGAAACACUGGAACUCCUACUGCACCAACUCACACACUUUUGUACGAGCGCUGACUUCGUUUAAAAACCUGGUGGCGUGGAGGCUCAUACGCAUCAACGUGGCCUGCGUGUGCGUGCUCAGCCGCAAGUCGUGGCGGCAGUGAAGACUUGGCCUGCACAGCACACACACACACACACACACACACACACACACAGUCAAGUGCUGUACAUACACAUACUAACAUGCAGGCUUUCGUGACUUUUUCUGCAUAAAUUAUCACCAGACUUCCCACUCUCUGCACAAAGUAAAUUAUUGGUAUAUAAGUAUCAGGACUGCAUGUAUAUACACCAGGCCUGGGUCAGAUAGUACCUGCUGUCGGUUUCUCACCUGCUUUAAUUACUGACAAACUGACCUCAUAUCUGCAGGCACUGGACCUGUGCUGCUACAUUAUUUUAAAUGUUGCUCCAAUCUGUCACACAAUCAGUCACCCUGUUUCUGUCAAAAAUAAACUGAGGCAGAUGUGACACCCUCACUGCUGCUUUGAAGAGAUCAUGCAAGUUGAAAUAUUUUAAAUUUGAUAGAUUAAUAAAGUGGUUCUGAGCUGUAAAAAUCGGCAUUUAUACUGAAGUGCAUGACCUUAAACCACCCUUCAGCCUCUGCAGCAGGUUUCAUUUAAAUCUCAGAUGUGAUGACACAGGACACAGGACACAGUAUCUGGGUUUAGACUGAACCAUGGGUGUAGUUCAAAGUGCAGCUUGAGAGGACGCAGUGUGGAGUUUAAUAAGAGACCUGACAUCACGUCUUAAACUAGAAACCACAGCUGAGAGUGUCACAGAACGACAGCCCUUAAAGGUUGCAGCACAGCAACACAAUCAGGAUAAUUACAGUUUUUUCCUAUAGCACACCCCACUCACUCUAAGUAAACUAAAAAAAUCAACCCACAAAUCUUGGUAAUACAAUUUGACCCAGGUCUGAUAUAAGCAAAACUUUUGUUAAAAUGUUGUUUUUGACAUUGUUAUUUAUUAAACACUCACAUACAUGCACUGUGUGUUUUAUGAAGUUUAUUGUACGAAUACUAAGCCUGAUGUUUCUCUAAGUUUUGACGCAAGAACAAAUUUGUUUUUUUUUGGCCUCGAUGGAAAAGUGAAGAGAAAACCCACAUGGCUUCAUUUUACUGCCAGUAAUUUGCUUUUGGCUUUGCUUUGUGUUUUCCUCCUGGUCCUCAUUCUACAGUAGAUGUGAAACAAAAGGAAAAAGACAUAAACAUAAAUAAGAUUCAUCAAUCUAACCCUGGCUGAUAAUAUCAUGGCUCGUCAGUUUCUUUGUUUUGGCAGUGGCAUUUCAAUGUCGUGAGCGCUCUGCAAAUUGUACUCGAGGCAUACAGACGGUAUUGGUUGUGAUUUUUUUAGGCUCAUAGCCCAAUUUUGUAUCACAGCUGACAUUUAAAAUGUCUGAUGUGAGCUCUGUGAGCUUGGAGGCAGACUUGAAACAGAGACAAAGGGCAACUGCUGAGAUUUCU